Molecule: messenger RNA, 2838 nt
Organism: Hypanus sabinus (Atlantic stingray)
Lineage: Eukaryota; Metazoa; Chordata; Chondrichthyes; Myliobatiformes; Dasyatidae
Exons: 12
Coding region: 304-1533 (409 amino acids)
Biological process (GO): positive regulation of GTPase activity
Cellular component (GO): plasma membrane; intracellular membrane-bounded organelle
Molecular function (GO): GTPase activator activity; phosphatidylinositol bisphosphate binding
Source: RefSeq, a predicted model, not a curated record
GCUCCUAGCAGGUUUUUUUUGCUUCUCACCUCGCCUGCUUCUUCCGAUAAUCUGCUUUUCAUUAAUGCACACCAUUUUGUUUUUCUUCUAUUUUACAAACAACCGAACAGAGAGAGAGAGAGAGAGAGAGAAAAUAAGUAGCCGUUCUUGGAUUGACGAGACUGGGAACCCACAGAGCGGUUUAAAUAAAGCGACGAGGAAUCUGAGUUUACCGGAGUUUUAGAGCCGGCGCUUGAAGUGCUCUCACUGUAUUCAACCUCUGCAUAUCAGCCGCUUCUGCGAUUUACACUGGGAGGAAAAAUAAUGUCAGCCGAGAAGGAGAGGAUUUUUAGAGCGUUGAAGGAGAUAGUACAGAGACCCGGGAAUGGGGUCUGCGCCGACUGUGGAUUGCCAGAACCUGAAUGGGCUUCGACCACGCUUGGAAUCUUCAUUUGCCUCAACUGUUCGGGGAUCCAUCGGAACAUUCCGGAUGUUAGUGUCGUCAAAUCACUCCUCCUGGACCCUUGGAAUGAUUCCCAAAUUCAGCACAUGGCCAUUCAUGGAAAUGAAGCAGCCAAGAACAAGUAUGAAGCAUUUGUUCCUGCCUAUUAUUACAUCCCAACAUACAAGGACUGCCAGGUGCUGAGAGAACAAUGGAUACGAGCAAAGUAUGAACGCAAAGACUUCAGCGAAGAGAACAAGAAACUGGCUUACGCCACUGAAUCUCGAGCGUCUUUAGUCCCGUGCCAGGUUCAAUCUGGUGUUGGAUUGGAGACCCCUGUCAUUCCACUGGGUCUGCAGGUCCACGGAACGGGCUACAGAGAAGGGUUUCUAUGGAAGCGUGGCAGGGAUAACGGGCAGUUCCUGAACAGGAAAUUUGUCCUGUCGGAGGCUGAUGGUGUCCUGAAGUAUUUCACGAAGAAUGACGCUAAAGAGCCCAAGGCUGUGAUUAGAGUGGACAAAAUCAACGCUACAUUCCAACCGAUCAAAAUUGGAAAUCCUAACGGCCUUCAGCUCACCUACCUGAAGGAUAAUAGCACGCGGAAUAUUUUUGUUUACCACGAAGAGGGAAAGGAGAUCGUAGACUGGUUCAAUGCCAUCCGAGCCAUCCAGUUCCAUUACUUAAAGGUGGCUUUCCCAGGGGCGAGUGACCAUGAGCUGAUGCACAAACUGACCCGAAAUUUCCUAAAGGAAGGUUACAUGGAGAAGACUGGGCCCAAGCAAACUGAAGGCUUCAAGAAGCGAUGGUUCACACUCGAUCAUCGGCGCCUGAUGUACUACAAGGAUCCCCUGGAUGCAUUCGCCAAGGGUGAGGUCUUCAUCGGCAGCAGCGACAAUGGGUACAUGGUCAAAGAGGGACUGCCACCUGGCACACAGGGCAACGGGAGCUGGCAGUUCGGCAUCACCAUAGUAACGCCGGACCGGGACUUCCUGUUCACCUGUGAGACGGAAAGAGAUCGCCGGGACUGGAUAGCGGCCUUCAAUGGAGUGAUGAAUCAGCAAAUGUCACCACAAGAAUACACAGUGGAAGCUUACUUCAAGCACAGACGGUAGACGACGCUGGCCAACCUCUGACUUCCUACCCACCUUUACAGACAGACCACACAAUGCUGCUGGAAGACAUGGCGCCAACCCCUCAAACCAUUACUGAUGGAAGCAGAUGCCAGCUCCCCAGAAUCCUGGCUCCUCCUAUGGGCUGGCAGAUGGGAAUAGCCUGGGGACUGAAGAGGGACAAGCACACUAGGCCUCAUUAAGGGUUUCAUUAACUGACUUACCAGAAGUGACUGCUCCUCUGCCUCUGACGUGGCAAUGCUGUGAUUGGCUCGUGGGGAACACAGUCAACAAGUCAGGUUCUCCAGCUGCCUUUUCCUGGUGGGGAGCUCUUCAGAAGCUGGAAUUGCAUGCUGUGAGGCACAGUUCACUGAGAUCAGAAAACCCUAGCAGAAUUAUAUGCCCCAUUUAAUUAAUUAGGGACCAAAAUAGAAUAGGAAAAGGGGGAAAUGAUCAACAGAAGAAGAGAAGGGCAUUCUUCAGAGGCUGAAUAAUAGGACAAGUGCAGACAGAGUACUCCGACCUAUACACAGAAGAGCAUAAGACCUAGGAGCAGAACUGGGCCACUUGGCCCAUCAAGUUCACUCCAUCAUUCCAUCAUGGCCGAGUUAUUAUCCCUUUUAACCCCAUUCUCCUCCCUUCCUCCUGACACCCUGAUUAAUUAAGACCCUACCAACCUUCAUAUAUCCAAUAACUUGGCUUGCACAGCCGUUUGUGGCUAAGAAUUCCUCGGAUUCACCACCCUCUGUAUUUAACCAAUACUCUAGCUCCCUGGAAGGCUUAGAUUGGACAGUGUAAAGGAGUUUUCCUUUGUACUUAAUCCUCAGCUAACCACCCUGGGAGCAAAAGGUGGGACAGUACAGAAGGAGUUUUCCUCUGCAUCUAAUCAUUGCUCAACUUCCCUGGAAGAGUUUAAUGGGACCUGGUAGAGGGAUUGAUCAAUCCUCAUAUUCUAAAUUGUAUUUAAUUCACUGUGGAACAAGAAGACAGGGUACCCGAAACAUGAAAAUGUUCGAUUCCUCAGUACUGACAUCCCUAAUUUGUUCAGCCCUCAAAACUUCAAUGAAAUUUCUCCUCUCAGUUCAGAGACUCUUGCAGCUACUCAAGAAGAACCAGGGCUUUAGGCCGUUUGAAUACCCACCCCAUCGGUGGUCCCACCACGGUCUGAAGGCCUGUUUCAGAUUCAGUAAGGCAACUGCUGAUCAGCGAUGGUGAAACAUUCCUCAAUGCAUUAAAUAAUUUGACUGGGAAAAUAUAAGGAAAAAAAAAACAUGUAAACCUUUCAAUAAAAUGGUGCAAUUUUCCUGA